GCUGCUUAUUCUUUGUAUAGUCCUGAUAAGCACGGGUUUCAUAAUACCGAUGCUGUUGCUCCAACCACUGGGUAAAAUCGAGAAAAUGGGUGACACGCAAGUAACCGAAAACAACGAACAAAAAAUUGUUGUCCUUGGUGAGACUAAGGAAGGACGCGACCCCGAUCCUAAAAUGAGACGAAGGAGGGACACAAUUCGAAGGAUGAUGGUCGAUGCCUGGGGUGCAUAUCGUUACUUUGCCUGGGGCGACAAUCACGUCCGACCUUGUUCCGGCCAAGGCGAUUCGGGUGGAGUUUUUGGCCCUGGUGCAACAAUUGUUGACGCAUUAGACACGCUUUAUAUUAUGGGAUUGGAAGAGCAGUACGAAGAAGGGAAAGAUUGGAUUGCAAAUCAACUUGUGUUUGAGAACUACCCUAACGAUGUGUCCUUCUUUGAAAUGACGAUUCGGUACUUGGGAGGAUUGCUUGCCUUGUACAGUCUCACAAAUGACGAGGUGUUCUUAUCGACAGCAUUAUCUCUCGGCAACAAAUUACUUCCCGUUUUCCAACAUGAGUCAAACCCCGGAUUGCCUCUGCCAUACAUAAAUUUACAAACUGGGAUUGCCACUUAUCGAAAUGAAAAUGAUUUCAUUCUCAGUGAAAUUGGCACUUUAAACCUAGAAUUUCAGUAUCUUUCCGAUGCCUCGGGAAACGCGAUGUUUUCAAAUUUAUCUAGAUUUCUACAGGAAAAUAUUUCUCCAUGGAAGAACGGACUGUAUAAUAACUUUGUCAAAGCGUUGAAUCCGAUGAUCUACCCAAUACGAAAUGGUGUGUCGAUGGGCGCAUAUGGGGACAGCUUUUACGAAUAUUUAUUAAAAAGCUAUGUUAUGCUGGGCGAUGCAGAAGCACUCAAUGCAUAUCACGCAGCAAUUGAUAGUUUCUAUAAGAACAACCUCAUAAAAAAGUCUGUAGCAUUAAAAUCAUGCAAUUAUAUUUUGCCCGCCACGUGUCAUCUUAUCCAGAAAUUGUCAAAAUUUAUUGUAAAAAAAUACAGAAAUUUUAUGUUAUAUUUCUUACUAAAUUAUAUACAUCUUUUAGCCGGCAUGUUAGCCCUUGGUUCGCAACAUGACCCUACCGCGCUGACCUACAAAAAGCGCCAGUCCCCCAGGGCAAUAAGAGAUCUUCAACUUGCGAAAGAAUUGGCACGAACAUGUCACGAAAACUAUGUCCGAACAGAGACCCACCUUGGAUCGGAAAUAUUCACAUUUUCUCAUUACAAUGUUACCUCUGAAGAUUUCGUAAUCACGCAAGAUUUCGCAUAUAAACUUCGACCCGAAGUUGUUGAGUCCUAUUUUGUCCUCUGGCGGGUCACGGGCGAUCCGAUAUAUCGCGAGUGGGCGUGGGAAGUCGCGCUUGCGAUUGAAAAACAUUGCAAAUGCAAAUUAACCGGCGGUUAUUCUGGGAUAAGUGAUGUCCGAAAUGCAUCAUCGGAGAAGACUGAUUUUCAGGAAUCGUUCUUUUUAGCGGAAACGUUAAAAUACCUCUACUUAAUCUUUAGCAGUGAUAACUUGCUGGACUUGAAUUUAUGGGUUUUCAACACGGAAGCUCAUCCUCUGCCAAUCCGAAACGUUAAUCCGAAGUAUAAAAGAUUCUCUUCUGUGUAAUUAUUUUGUACAUUACUAUCAUGCAAUUAAAG
This is a messenger RNA of Folsomia candida, 1674 nucleotides long. Its product is annotated as mannosyl-oligosaccharide 1,2-alpha-mannosidase IA-like. Gene Ontology annotation, cellular component: Golgi membrane; endoplasmic reticulum. The transcript is spliced from 7 exons. The record is from RefSeq and is a predicted model, not a curated record. Bases 50 to 1642 code for a protein of 530 amino acids. NCBI's taxonomy places the organism in Eukaryota, Metazoa, Arthropoda, Collembola, Entomobryomorpha, Isotomidae. Gene Ontology annotation, biological process: carbohydrate metabolic process; N-glycan processing. Gene Ontology annotation, molecular function: calcium ion binding; mannosyl-oligosaccharide 1,2-alpha-mannosidase activity.